UGCCCCGCGGAUUUUGAGACUCUUUGAUUUAAGGGCACCUUUUUGUACUAAGUGCUUGUUAGAGCUCUUCCACAAAACAAAGAGAUAGUCUGAGUUAUGGAACCAAGUACUCUAGCUUCCAUGUCUUCUGAGAGAGUGAGAAGAUUUCAAUGGGACGAUGAGGAAGAAAGUAUCUCCAUCCUCAUCCCUGAGGUCAUUGAUCCUGCGUAUGGCAUGUAUGUCUGGCCAUGUGCUCCUGUACUUGCUCAGUAUGUGUGGUAUCGAAGAGAAUGGAUUCGAGACAAGCAUGUUUUGGAGCUUGGAGCUGGCACUAGCCUACCAGGUGUGAUGGCAGCCAAGUGCGGUACUAGGGUCACCCUGAGUGAUGACUGCCGACAGCCAAGAAGCAUUGAGAACUGCAAGAGGAGCUGCCUGGCCAAUCAUCUGGAGGGUGUCGGUGUGAUUGGUCUAACUUGGGGGCGUGUCUCUCCAGCCAUGGCGACACUCUCGCUUGUUGAUGUGGUGUUAGCUUCAGACUGCUUUUACGAUUCUAAAGAUUUUGAAGAUGUGUUGGUCACAUUUCGGUACUUCAUUGACAAGAAUCCAGACUGCCAAUGUUGGGUAACCUACCAGGAGAGAAGCUCAGAUAGGAGUCUGGAGGCCCUGCUUCUGAAGUGGAAUCUUUCCUGCAAACACAUCCGUCUCUCGUCGUUUGGAGCGGAGUCACCGACUCUGGCUGGCUCUACGUUGCCAGGCAACCACAAGAUUCAGAUGAUGGUUAUCACCAAUGGAUGAGGUA
This is a messenger RNA of Strongylocentrotus purpuratus (purple sea urchin), 778 nucleotides long. It is a transcript of the gene mettl23, whose product is annotated as methyltransferase-like protein 23. The record is from RefSeq and is a predicted model, not a curated record. The transcript is spliced from 6 exons. Bases 97 to 774 code for a protein of 225 amino acids. NCBI's taxonomy places the organism in Eukaryota, Metazoa, Echinodermata, Echinoidea, Camarodonta, Strongylocentrotidae. Gene Ontology annotation, cellular component: nucleus; cytoplasm.